GACCAGGAAUUGCAAGGGCUAGGGGGCCAGAAACCUAGGGCAGUUCCGGAGAGCAACAGUUUGCAGAUCCUGUGUUUGCCUCCACGUCUGGCUGUCACUUGGGUUGUGACUCCCUGCCUGGAAACUGCUUCAACUCUCCUGCUCUUGGCCUGUGUGUCACCUCUGGGAUGCUCUAUUGGACCCUGGAGCUGCCGCCUUGGGAUGCCGUAAGGAGCCGGAGGAGGAGGAAGAAGCAGCAGGAGGGGAUGCAGGCUCGUUGCACCGGAAACGGAGCUCUCCGGGCCACCGGCCCAGCCCCGUGAAGCAGGCGGAGACAGUGCCCUCCCGCCGUCCGAUGUGAGCGAUGGAAGAGCCCGGCUGCGAGCCGAGCCAGCCGCAGCGGGAGGAGCGGCCGUUCAAAUGCGGGCAGUGUCAGCGUAGCUACCGCCACGCCGGCAGCCUGGUCAACCACCGGCGCACCCACGAGGUGGGACUCUUCACCUGCCUGCUGUGCGGCAAGGAGUUCUCGAACCCCAUGGCCCUGAAGAAUCACCUCCGCAUCCACACCGAGGAGAGGCGCCACCGGUGCCCGGACUGCGGCCGCAGCUUCCGCGUCGCCUCCCAGCUGGCCAGCCAUCGCCAUUCGGCCCACGCCAGCCGCGGCCAGAAGGGAGAGGAGGACGGGGAGAACAACUUCCAGCAAGGGCAGGACUCCUCGUCAUCGGAUGCCGACGUCUUCCCCGCGCUAGAGGGCGGCGGCGCCGGGACGUUGCUGAGCAACCUGGAGAAAUACAUUGCCGAAUCGGUGGUGCCGGCUGAUUUCUCCCAGCUGGAGUUCCCUGGCAAAGCGGAGGAAGGCCAGGAGGCCCCCGGCCUGCCGGCAGAGGAGCGGCGCUAUAAAUGCAACCAGUGCGAUAAGGCCUACAAGCAUGCGGGCAGCCUCACUAACCACAAGCAGAGCCACACGCUGGGCGUCUACCAGUGCGCCGUCUGCUUCAAGGAGUUCUCCAACCUCAUGGCGCUCAAGAACCACUCCCGGCUGCACUCGGAGUACCGCCCCUACAAGUGCCCAUUGUGCUGUAAGGCUUUCCGCCUGCCCAGCGAGCUGCUGAGCCACCAGAAGGCCCACGAGAAAGCCCGGUGGGCUGGGAGAGCCCCCUCGGAGGGCUCGGAACACAGCGUCUCGGAGGAGGACUCCAUUUAUACUUCGGCCAAGCUGGAUAUCUACCAGCCGCCGGCGGCCGCCUUCGGAGAGGGCGCCCCCUGCAGUUUGAAGGAUGGGGCGAAGGCUGGGGGCGGGGACCGGGGCAGUCCAGAUGGGGAGCUGUGCGUGAGGUGCGGGGGAAACUUCGCCGAUGAGGAAGAGCUGAGGAACCACAGCUGCCUCUACCCAGAGGAGGAGGAAGAGGAGAAAGAGGAUGGGGGUGGCUUGGCCCAACCCACGACGGAUUCAGAAGGGGCCUGGGAAGCCAGCAGUAAGGACGGAGACCAAGCGCGGCCCUACCAGUGCGGGGAGUGUGGCCGGACCUACCGCCAUGCCGGCAGCCUCAUCAACCACAAGAAAAGCCACCAGACGGGUGUCUACAGCUGCAACUUCUGCUGCAAGCAGCUCUUCAACCUGGCGGCCCUUAAGAACCACCUGCGGAUACACCUCAAAUCUAAGCCGGCCUCCCGGCCCAACCUCCGGUACUCCUGCCCCCCAGCGCCUGAAGAGGCUGCUUGCCACCUUGACCAGAGCCCCGCUGAGCCAGCCGGCGGGGAGAGGGCCACAGAGCUGCCAGGCCGCGGGGAAGCGGAUGGAGGAGGUGCUCUCAAAGAGGAGGAGGCUGGUUGCAUGGAGGAGGAAGAGGAUGGGGCAUCAGAGGAGCGGCCUUACCGCUGCGGGGAGUGCGGCCGGACCUACCGGCACCGGGGCAGCCUGGUCAACCACCGGCACACCCACCGGACAGGCGUCUACCAGUGCUCCCUGUGCCCGAAGCAGUACUCCAACCUGAUGGCCCUACGCAACCACGUCCGCAUGCAUUUUCGAGCGUCGCGGGGCAAGGAGCGGGGGAACUACCCAUGUGCCAGCUGUGGAGAGAGCUUUGAGGGGGAGGCAGAAUUCCAGUGGCACCAGCUGCGCCACGCGCCCGGGGACACCGCCCCCUGCCCCAAGGAGGGGAAGGAGGAGGAGGAACCAGGCAGCAUCCGCACGCAGGAGGCAGCCCUGCUGCAGGCCAUCAAGCGAGAUGUGGAGGAGUUGGAGGCGGUGGGUCCUGGGCCAGGGAUGUCUCACAUCUGUGGCUGCUGCGGGAUGACCUUUCACGACCUGGCCAGUUUGCAGAGCCACGCCCUGGUGCAUGGCGAUGGGGAGCCUUGCACGGGAGAAGGCGAGGCGGAGCCGCCAGGCAGACGGGUGUACAGUUGCGAGCUCUGCGGCAAGUCCUACCGCCACUCGGGCAGCCUGAUCAACCACAAACAGACGCACCAGACGGGGGAUUUUGAGUGCUCGCUCUGUGCCAAACGCUUCUCCAACGUGGCUGCCUUCAAGAGCCACUUACGUGGCCACCAGAAGCCGAGGAGGGGCCGAGUGGGGCCGGAGGAGGAAGAGGAAGGGGGCGUGGCAGAGGCGGAGCCCAGAGAUGCCCCUGAUGGGACGAUGCAGCCGGAGGGAAGUGGAGAUGUUGGGCAUGGUGGCCCGGAGAGUACCCGGGUUGGAGAGGAGGGGGCGCUGAGCGAGGAGGAGCCCCAGCGGAGCUACAAUCUGCGGGGAGGCAGUGCGGUGAACGGGUGGCAACACCUGAAAGAGGAGGAGGAGGCCGAAGCGUCACCACCCGGCAGCCCCAACUCCGAGCCCUACCCAGGCGAAAUCCUCGACCACAAGAACAGCCAGCAGCUGGGCAUAUACCAGUGCUCCCUGUGCCCAAAGGAAUACUCAGACCUGGAGGCACUGAAGAGCCACUUCCGCGGCCAUGCCACGGCCCAGCAGCCGGGUGCCAGUGCCGAGGAACGUCCCUUCCUUUGCAGCCUCUGCGGCAUGAUCUUCCCAGGUGAGACGGACCUGCAGCGCCACCACGGCCUGGCUCACGGCGGGGAUGGGGAGCCACAGGAAGGCAGCUUGGAGGCUGACGAGGCUGCGGCUUUCCCCGGGCUCCAGCAGGAGGGGGAGGAGCGGCCAGAUGAGCGCGAUGGGGAGGAAGAAAUGCUCCUCUCCCACAUCUGUGGCUACUGUGGGCAGACGUUCGACGACAUGGCAAGCCUCGAAGAGCACAGCCUGGGCCACCGGGAGGAGAAGGAAGCGGCGUUGGCUGACACCACCAUCCAGCUGCGGCUGGGACCGCGUCUGGAGCUGCCGGAGGAGCAGAAAACCGGUGUGACGCCCCCAGACAGCCGUCCCUAUGCCUGUGGGCAGUGCGGGAAAACUUACCGGCACGGUGGCAGCCUGGUCAACCACAAGAAGACCCACCAGGUGGGAGAUUACCAGUGUGGCGUCUGCUCUCGGCAGUACCCCAACCUGUCCGCCUACCGCAACCAUCUCCGUAAUCACCCCAAGUGUAAGCUGAAUGACAGCCGGCCGGCCGGCAAUGGGAACAGUGCAGGGAAGGAGCCGGUGCUCCCGCACGGCAGGGAGGGAGGAGAGGCAGCCGCGGCCCCAGCUCCCGGAAAACGGGACCCAGGUGGCAGCGAUGCCGAGGAGGGCAAGCUGCACGUGUGUGAUGUCUGUGGGGAGCUGUGCAAGGGCGCGGCGGGGCUGGAGGCACACUGUGCCACCCAGCACCCGGAGGAGGAGGAAGAGCUGGUCCGUGCUGCCAAAGAGGAAGAUGAGGAGGGUGGCAGCGGGGAGGAAGGCGCCACGUCGGAGCGCCCCUUCUGCUGCGAGCAGUGUGGCCGAAGCUACAAGCACGCGGGCAGCCUGAUCAACCACAAGCAGACCCACAAGACGGGCCUCUUCCGCUGCGCCAUCUGCCAGAAGCUGUUCUACAACCUCAUGGCCUUGAAGAACCACAACCGCAUCCACUUCGAGACCAAGCGCUACAGGUGCACCCAGUGCCCCAAGGCCUUCCGCCUUCAGAAGCAGCUGGCCAGCCACCAGCGUGUCCACCGCGAGAGGAGACCGCCACUGCCCUCCUCGUCCUCCAGGAAGUUGGCUCACGCCAAGAGAGCAGGCAAGGCCCACGCCGACGGUGGCAGGGUCUCGGAGCCGCCCAGGGCCCCCAAGAAGGACCCCGAGGAGCGGCCGUACCGGUGUGAGCAAUGUGGGCGGACCUACCGCCAUGCCGGCAGCCUUCUCAACCACCGCAAGAGCCACAAGACGGGUCAUUACUGCUGCCCCGUCUGCCCCCGGGCCUACCCUAACCUCAUGGCCCUCAAGAACCACCAGCGCAUCCACUUCGAGGUCAAGCGCCACCGCUGCCCCGACUGCGGCAAAGCCUUCAAAUGGCAGAGGCAGCUGGUGAGGCACCAGCUGAUCCAUGCCCAGCGCUGGCCUCGUCCCGGCAGCAGGAGCUCCCCCGCCCGCCCCCUACUAGAGGGCAGCACCCUUGUCCGGAGCAAGACGGCACGAGAAUGGCGGGCCGCCCGGAGGGAGCAGGGCGGCAGCCAUGUUGACGCCUCAGGUGGCCACGGGGACGGUGGCCAUCUUGGCACUACCUCAGGUGGCCAUGUUAGUGGUACCUCAGGCCCUCAUGUUGACAGCAGCCAUGUGGGCAGUGCCUCAGUUGGCGCCUCAGGUGGCCAUGUUGUUGGUGGCGCCUCAGGCGGCCAUGGUGAUAGCCGCCAUGUUGGCAGUACCUCAGGCAGCCAUGUGGGCAGCGCCUCAAUUGGCGCCUCAGGCGACCAUGUUGACACGGGCACCCAAACCCCAGUGGGCGUCAGUUCGGCGCCCCUUGGCCCUUUCCAGUGCCCGGUCUGCCCCAAGCAAUUUCCCACCCCAUCAGCCCUCAAGAACCACGGCCGGGUCCACACUAAGAAGCGUUUCGAGUGCUCGGAGUGCGGCAAGGCCUACCGGGCCUCUCGGGACUUGGUCCAACACCUGUGGCGGCACCAGGCGGAGGCAGAGGCUGGGGCCGCUCCUGGCACCAAUGGCCUGGUGGACCAGCGCCCCUACAAGUGCGACCGUUGCGAGCGGACGUACCGCCACGCUGGCAGCCUCCUCCACCACAAGAAGGUCCACACCACCGGUCUCUACCACUGCCCCGCCUGCCUCAAGGAGUUCCACAACCUCUUGGCCCUUACCUACCACCUCCGCACCCACUCGGACAAGAAAGGCCGCUGCUGCCCGGACUGCGGCCAGGCCUUCCGGACUUCCAGCCGCUUAGCCAGCCACGCCAAGGCCUGCCACGGCCAGGCCGGCCGCGCCAAAGCCGGCCACGCUGCCACAGGAGGGGCCCAGGGACCUGAGGCAGGCCCCUGCCAGGACACAGGGGUGGAUGGCAAUGCCACUGUCACCAUGGGGCAAGUUAGCUGAGGGUCGUGCGAAUGUGUGGGUGGGGGGGAUGAGAGGGGAUGGAGAGAUGGAGGCGGGGGAGUCAAUGUCGAUCAUUAUCCUAGCACCAAAUCGUUAGGGAGGGGAGGAAUUUUCAGAGGCACAAACGGGGACGGGCAGGAGAGGCGCCCAGUUGCGGGGGAGGCAGUUUGUGGGUGGCAUGGACCAAUUAGUGAGGGAGGUUUUGGGGUGGAUCCCAGUUCUCCAAUGGAUGGGUGAGGGGAAGCGGUGUUGGUUUGAUUCUCUGCUGCCUUUUUGUGCCUCUGAGAACUUUUCCCUUAACCCUAUUUUACCUUGUUUUGGCCCCCAAUUCAGGAGAGAUCUUAAGCACCCGCUUAACUCUAAGCACGUGCUUAAAUCCAAUUGAUUUCAAUCAAGUUUUCAAUCAGCUUGGCUGUAAUUCUCAACGGAUUCCACUGAAAUUCGUUCAGAUGACGCUCCAGUGAUCUCCUGCACAGGAGCCUGAACGUUGUGGUUUAAAAAAAAAAAACAACACAAAACAUUGGUGCCAUGGUUUUAUUUUGGUUUGGUUUGGUUUUUCGACGUCUGUAGAAUUUAAUUUUCUGGUUUGUUUUGACCAAUUCCCAGCUCCUUUUUAAAUGGUGUCUGUUAUUGGAGAAGAAGGAGGACAUUUUAAAAAUUGCUUUCGUGUGGGGAAAAAAAAAAAUUUGCCCCUAAAAAUUGACACACGUGGAAAAAAACAGUCUAAUUUUUUUUCCUCCCCCCCCCCCCCCCCCCAAAAAAAAUUGGCCAAGAUGUCCCCUGCAAAAAGUCCAAAUAUCUUUAAUUUAAAAUAUCUGUAAUUUAAUUUUUUUUUAAAUAGACACCUUUUGUCUGAGACUUUUGGUUGUGUUUUUUUGGAAGAGGGAGAGAUUUAUUUAUUUUUUUAAAAUUUCCUCCUCAAUCAACAAAAGUUGGUCUUAAAAAAACAAAAAACCCCUUUUUUAAAAAAAAAAAGAAAGAAAGAAACUAAUAAGAAGACACACUUUUUGUACUGAGAGCAAAUUGUCUUAAUUAUAACAAUUUUCCUCCCAAAACAAACAAACUUGUCUUGUUUUUGAAAGAGAACUAAGUUUCCGUUUAAGGAGAAUACAAAUUUUAAACUGUUUUUUUUUUUUUUUUUCCUGAGAAGAAUCAAAUCUGAAUUUUAAACCAACUUUUCGUUUGUGAACAACACACAUUUGCUUUCAAAAUUCCUUUGAAACAAUUUGCUUAAAGACUCCUUUUAUGGGGGGGAGGAAAUAAAAAAAAAUGACCAGGCUUUCAAGAGAGAGAAAUGUUGGGGUGUUUUCAACUGAGGUAUUGAAUUGUCAUCGUAGAAAAAUUUCCUCCUUCAUAGGUUGGGAUAAAAUAUAGUUAUACCUCCCAGAAAUCGUUAUUAUUGUGCUACUGAUCCAAGAUGUAUGAAUAUUUUUUAUUGUUCUAUGGUGCAGAAUAUGUAAGUGUAUUGCAGAAAUCCUGAUGGUACUCAGAUCUCUCACACAAAGCAGUCUUCUCUUUUAGAAACUCCAACACUUAAAUUUUUCCUGUAUUUGUCUCGGUACGUGGAACGGUUUUAAAAGAAGAUUCUAUUCCCCCACUCCAACUACAAAACCAAACUCCCAGCUGCCUCCACUUUAACCCGUUCGACUCCCCUCCCAGAGCUGGGGCUAGAACCCGGGAGUCCUGACUCCUAGCCCCUGUCCAUCCCCCGCUCUAAUCAUUAGUCCCUGCUCCUCUCCUGGAACCGUGUUCAUAUUGAAAUGGCUAUCGCUUAUUCUUCCCCCAGCUGUAAUUUGGUGGCUCUUCUGUGUCGAAUAAAAACCAAUAAAUCUGGGGGUUUCCUGCCCCCUUACAUUCAGCUCUGUUAUUUGUAAGUGACUUUCGCUUUGGAGCUAAGUUUGAGCUCCCUGCAGCGCUGAUCUCUGGGUUCUAUCCUAGCUUCGCCACAGACUAAUCUUAGACCCCGACUGGAGACUGCUCUGACUCAGUUUCCCCAGCUCUUUAGCUACCUCCCUCCUGGUGGAGUAAAGCUUUUUAAGUAGCUCGCUUGAUUGAUCUGUAUCUGUACAGCACCUUGCACGGUGGUCCUGGUGCACAACUGGGCUUCUUGGUGCCAUAGGUAUAGAAAUAAUGGCCAGGCAGCAUGCGGUAGACUCACUUCUGCCCCCUCGUGUGCUGGUGGUGGUGCGUGGAAAGCAGUUUCCACCCUAUAGAACGAGACACAGAUUGUUUCCUGGUGAUUAUUUUAAAAUGUUGUUGCUUCCUAGGAGAACCGAGCCUGGAUUUGGGCCUCUGAACCUCAGACGUCUUUCAAAACUUCUGCCGUCAAUGAUAAAAACGGGUGUCCUUUACCCCCAGCCUUUAACAAGAAGUGGAGACCAAGUACUGCCCCCGCUAGCCCUUUAUUGAGCCUUUCCACCCACUCACCAGCUGGCCCUGGGAUUCUCAUUCAUUUUUUCCUCCCAACCGUCUGCCUCAAGAGAGGGCUAGUUUGAUGCCCCCAUGCAUCUGUGUGAUCUGUGAUACGCUUAUAAAUUCGGCAAAGCCCUGGUGCUUGUUUUAUAAACAAGCAUCUAGGCUUCCUGUGCUCACGCACGCGCUCGUUCUCUCUCUCUCUCUUUUGUUUUUCGUUUUGAAAUACGGCCCAGCCCACACGAUAGCAACGAUAUUUGCUCUCUGGACCCUAGCUGAGAUUUCUCAUUGCAAGGCAGGUCUUACAAAGGUGGCAUUAAGUUUCUUAGGGUCUUGUCUAAACACAAAAAAUAAUUUUUAUAUUCCAUCCCUGUUUAAAAUUUUAGAAGGAAGCUAAAUUUGUCUGUUUUUCAUUUUUCCUGAGGGCUGAGGGGGUUAAUUUUCUGCUGAAAAUUCAAUUUUUUUGGCAGAAGUUCUAUUUUUUUUGUAAAAGCUGAAAUCUGAAUAGUUUUGAUUUAGAAAUGCUUCUGCAGUGCCUUCUGGGAGGUGUAGUUCAAAUGCCUCAUCUUCCUUUCAUAGGCUGGGCUUCCUGGUCAGUCUAUAUUUCCCAUGAUGCACCAUGGCAUGCCUCUUGAGUUGCUGCAGUGUAUCAUGGGAAUUGAAGUUUGGUUACUUCAUGCUCUCCAUUCUCCUGGCACGCUGCACUCGCUAGUUGGAUUAUAUCUCCCGUGAUGGAACAUCUCUCUCCAAGAUGGGAGAACAUGGUGCAUCAUGGGAGAUGUCAGCCACUCAUGGAACGGGGCCUCCAGAAGCAAACGAGAGCAUGAAACACCUGAGCUAUACCUCUCCUGUCUGGGAGAGGGGAAGCAGUGCAUCAUGGGAAAGGUAGUCUGACUGAGCAGCCUGACCCAGUGAGGAGAACAGGGACAGGAGGUAAUGGACCUAUGCCUCCCAUGAGGCGGUGCUGGCUCUCUCCAAAUGGCAAUAUUUCAAUUUCCAGCCACUUUUUUUUUGACAACAAAUUGAAAAUUUCUGGAGAACACUGAUCCUUUUUUCUAAAACCCCAGUUUUCCACCAAAAAAACCCGUACAGAUGAAAAGUUUUCACCUGAUGUAGUUAAAACAGGAGUGGCCCCAGCCUGGAUGAAGUUGUACUGACAUAAAGAUGCUUCUCCCAGUGUAGCUAUUCUCAUACAGGAAGGGCAUUAAGCUAUACCAAUAUAAGACAUAUUUAUACCAGUGUAACUGGCUCCAUGCUUGAUUGUCCUCUUGGAACUAUAUCAGGGAAGAAAUCGCCCCCGGACUGCCAUAGUAAUACCAGGACAAAAUUUGUGUGUAGACCUAAAACUGGGGUAGCUGUUGUAGCUGGACAAACAGCCCCUCUUAACCGGAACCCUUACUAUUCUUUGACCAUUGCUUGAUCAGAGCGGCUACUAAAAAUAUUUCUGUAGAGGGGAUGAGAGGUUUAGGACACAGGGACCUCAGUCUAGCUAGCUCUCCUUAGCUAAGUUUAUCUGAUCUAGUGGGGAAGGGGAGUUUUCCCUUUAAAAAGUCUUCUGGCCUCUGAGCGCAGAGGUGGGUCUACGGCUCAAGUUGCUAUCGAGUGCGUUGGACUUUUAUUUCCAGCCGAUCAUUAGUGAAAUUCGGGGAUAAAGUUUGUAUAAGAAGAAAAUGUUGGUUAGACUUUUGUGUGCAGGCGGGGGUGGCAUAGGGAAAUGCGUUGUAUUUAAGAUGUUUUGUUUUUUAUUAAUUAACUAAAAAUCUCACCGAGAAAAAACUCGACCCAA
Caretta caretta (loggerhead turtle) is the source of this 9623-nucleotide messenger RNA. It is a transcript of the gene ZNF646, whose product is annotated as zinc finger protein 646. Gene Ontology annotation, cellular component: nucleus. Gene Ontology annotation, biological process: regulation of transcription by RNA polymerase II. The record is from RefSeq and is a predicted model, not a curated record. Lineage: Eukaryota; Metazoa; Chordata; Testudines; Cheloniidae. Gene Ontology annotation, molecular function: DNA-binding transcription activator activity, RNA polymerase II-specific; RNA polymerase II cis-regulatory region sequence-specific DNA binding.